AUGAGGGAGUUGAAGUCGCUUGUUUUGCCAAAGCUCGUCGAGGCCAAACGUUCGUCAGGAAUGGUACAGUCUGAGGUGGAUUCACGCGAGCGAUCAGAUUCCGUGGACACCUUAGCCUCUUUCCGUUCGGAAUACCCAUCGCCGGUCUCCCCAAUUUUCUCCAUCCGAGGUCAUGGUCGCUAUUCGAGCUCAACUUCAUCCUUGGCUUCUUCACCUACUUUACACGACCAAAGCGAUUCCUUUGUCUCUAUAAAGAGACCACUACCUGAUCUGCAAGAAGAACCCCACGAGAAAGAGGAUGCCCUGGAGAUGGUGAACGUGGAAGAGUGUUUUUCAGAGUGUUUCUGCCAUCAAUUCGAUUGUGAUCACCAUACAAUCACCUUGGAGACGGACUACGAUCUUGAUGACAAUCCGUUUGCGGAUGAGGGUACCUCAACUGUUAAGAAGCAGCAUGAGAUAGGGUCACCAUUGGCUGGACUUGCCACGCGAAUCAGUGAUCGCUUUCCAUCCUUCUCUCGGCGAUGGAAAAGCCGAAAGAACAAUCGAGAAACGCCGGCCGUGGAUGCCACCUCGGAAACUCCUGCUUCCCAGCCUAUUUCGAGCCGAUCAUCGUCCUUGACCGAUUCAAGCACCCAGCGAUUGAGCCAUUCCGAUCUUGGUUCACCGUUUACGCCAUCUGCAAGCUUCCUCGAGGAGAGAGUAGAUGAAGGGUCCGUCGCACCAAUUGACAUUGAAAGAGCAAAUCGCGACAGUGAUGUUGAUGCUGAGAACUUUGCCUCCACUCCGUUGCUGCCGCCGUUGAUGCUAGAAACCAACAAUGGAAACAUGUCCUCGGUGCAAUCACCUCUUCAGUCGCCGAGCGUCGCCGAUUCAAGGGAUGUGUACUCUGGUUGUAACACUCCCGUCGGAAUUCCAGGAACUCCGGGAAUGUCAUCGCCGUCCCUCUCGGCAAAACCAUCAAUUGCAUCUUUCCAAAAACAGCGCACUGGCCAGUUUACUCCGACGUCAGAGAUUGCGCCGAUUGUCAUGGCCGAUCCAAGCGACAAAUGGGCAGAUAAGCUCGGCCAUGCGAAUUUCCAUAUUCAGCCCGAACCCUACCUUCCCGAGUCUUUUGACCUCGAAUCUUGCAGAUUGUUUCGCGCGAGCUGGGAGCGCGCCUGCUGCACGUAUCUCAAACACCUAGUGCGCACUGGCGAGCACUAUGGUGUCACAUCCAAGACAUAUAAGUUAACCGAGGAGAAGUGGACCGAAAUUGACGAGGACUGGAAAAAGAAGAAUGAAAUUAUCGCGUCAAGAACACCGGAUAGCAUGGCAGGUACUUUGCUGAGCCCAGUUCAGAGCGCCACGAUGCCCUCUCCAGUGACCAGCUUUCCCUCGCUCAACGACCCACAUAGCGAAGGCAAGUUUCCUAAGCUAGGCGAUGAGGACAUUGUUGGUCCAAUGGUGCAGAUUGCGUCGCAACUUCAGCGACGACCUUCAAAGAAGGCUGUCUUCCUCAAGGCCGUGCAGGACAUUCGAGCCCCUGCCAGCGGCGUCAUUGGUCGUGUGCGAUCGGCUUCGCGUAGUUUCACUACAUGA
Messenger RNA from Xylona heveae TC161, 1578 nucleotides. RefSeq lists its product as hypothetical. The transcript has 2 exons. The record is from RefSeq and is a predicted model, not a curated record. Lineage: Eukaryota; Fungi; Ascomycota; Xylonomycetes; Xylonales; Xylonaceae. The coding region runs from base 1 to 1578 and encodes 525 amino acids.